UCAAGCAUGUUGCUAUUGCUGACUCUGUAAUGAACGCUGAGCAGGGGACGAGAGAGAAGGAGAGUCACACAGACCCAGCCUCUCCACACACGCUCUCACAUGCGCGCAUUCAAACAGAGAGGUUCCUCGCUCUGGAGAUCGAGAGACACAUGCACGCACUCUUUCUCCCGCAAACACACACACACACACACACAAACACACACGCGUAGUUUCUUUCUCCCGUGCACAGAAAGCCAGUGGAGAAGGCAGACGGGGAGGCUCCGGUGCGUUUUUAAAGCAGCAGUCAGAGUGGACUAGCCCGAACAGAGGACAGCCCGCUGUCUGAACGGACCUACCGGCCCCUAGCCCACGGACGGCACCGGCACCAUAGAAAAAGGGGUUAUGCCAGGAGAGCUUGAAAAGAAGGGAAGAUACUGCUGACGUCUGUCCGUCAGCCCGUCAGCCUCUCUUCAAACCACCUUUUCUCUGGAGCUGAUAUCUCAAAUCGGACGUCCCUGUAUUUUAUUUGCUCUUUUUUCUUUUUUUCCGGGAGAGAUUGUUAAGGAUCGCUGAAGAAAGGAAGUGGUGAUUUAUGGCUUUGCCAGGCUGUGGCGUUUCAUCAUUUUUCCAUUUGUUGUUUCAUUAAUUUAAACAAACCCUUGUUUCCCCUUCAGACUGAAUUAAGAGUGUGGGCGGCGCAGGAAUAGGGCUCUGAGGACUUUGAGGGAACUGUUUCCAUGUCAUUCAGUCGUUAGGCAAAUUCCUUCCUAUCCUGACAGAGCUGUGUUAAACUAAGCUGGAGCUCCGGGGAAAGGAGGGGGCCAUGGAUGGGCCUUUGGCCCAGGACAGAGCAGCCUACCUGGGACAUACUUAAGGGACACUGGCAUAGUGGUUUUUCUCACCCACGGUUUUCUGUAUACAGGAAAACAAAAACAUGACUUUUCUAUGGUCCUGCCUCCUUGGUGCUGGAGGGAAUGACAUACCAGGGCCAACACCUGAAUAACAACAACCAAAACAACUAGGAAAGACAACAGACACAAUUAAAAGACAACCAAACCUCUACAAGCCCACAUCGAACAACUUGGAGUGGGUCUUUUACAAGUACUCCUUCAUCAGUCCAUAGCCCUAUUCUCCACCUUGUGUUCUCUGUGCUGUGGGGUUCAUCUUCCUCCAUCCGCCAGAAAGAAUCAUCUGGUGACUGCCCCCAACCCCCACUCAGAAAUUAAAUUCCUCCAAAUAUUGUUGACAUAAAAUAUUGACCUUUACAUGUCAAUCUAGGCAAAGUUUGCUCAAAGGAUUCUGGGUAAUCGCCCCCGGCGGUGCUCCGUCGCCCUGGGUAAAAGGGCAGGGGGGCGGCCCACGGUUCCCCCCGACCACAACUGGGUGAAGAGCGGGCGCAGACGGCAAGAUGGCGGCUCUCGCCAGCUCGUUGAUCCGGCAGCGACGGGAGGUGAAGGACCCCCAAGCCAACCGGCAGGUGGCCAGCAAGAGGAAGCCAUGCCCCAAGGCAAACAAGUCCCUGUGCCAGAAACAAAUACUAUUACUCAUAUCAAAAGUCAGGCUAUGUGGCAAUCGAGGGCGAAAGUUAGAAAAAAGACCAGAGCCCCAACUGAAAGGCAUUGUCACCAGACUGUACAACCGGCAUGGCUUCUACCUCCAGAUGCUUCCGGAUGGCACCAUGGACGGCACAAAGGACGAAAGCAGCUCCUUUUUGCAGUUCAACUUGAUUCCUGUGGGUCUGAGGAUAGUGGCCAUCCAGAGCACUAAAACAGGGCUGUACAUCGGGAUGAACAGCGAUGGAUACCUCUACACCUCGGAACACUUCACCCCGGAGUGCAAGUUCAAGGAGAGCGUGUUUGAGAACUACUACGUGACCUACUCAUCCAUCCUGUAUCGGCAGACCCAGUCUGGCCGGGCCUGGUACAUCGGCAUUAACCGGGACGGACAGGUCAUGAAGGGGAACCGCGUCAAAAAGACCAAGGGGGCAGCCCACUUCCUGCCCAAACUCAUAGAAGUGGCCAUGUACAGGGAGCCGUCGCUGCAUGAAGUGGUGGUGGUUGCCGAGCUGAGUCCGCCUAGGAAAACAGCCAAGACCUCGGAUUCGCCCGUGCUGCAGAAUGGCAAAAAAGACCCUCCCUCAAAAACCAAAACCUCCUAGCGUCCAGAGAAAAGAGGUUUGGACCUGCGGGCAAUGGACACUGGCAUGAGCACCUUCAGGAACUACAGGGAAACAACAGAGUUACGGCGACCGUAGCUUCGAAGAACUCAUUUUCCCACCAUGCAACAGUGAAGGGGGCGGGGAAAUAAUGGCCAAUGAAACCUUUCUUUUAAGACACGGUGCCCUCCCAAAACACACACACACACCCACACACACACACACACACACACACACACACACCCCGCAGCCCCAAUGCUUCUCUUUUCCAGCGCGCCCCUUGAAGAGUCUGGGAGUUCCGAGCAAUAAACACGUGAAGUGGAAAUGCGGUGUUUUGUAACGUGGCUACGUCAAAACCAUUGCCACAACCACUUCAGAAGAGACACUUCAGCGUCCGAGGGAAGUCUUCCUGCUGUUAUUCCAAAGAAGGGUCAAACGCUUCUCUCCUUCCCCCACUUAGCAGCACUUGGAGGGGGCCUUCCAUUCAGCACUCCCACAGGUUACAGCCAUACUAGUGGAAGAUUUCAAAUGUCACCCUGUUCUCUACAAUGCUAUCAAGGAGAUAGGGGGUCACUUUGGAUGCAUCAGCAAACACCCUUUAGUUCUCUGAGCGUCUUAUACCACUUCUUCUAUUUCUGUCACCGUGGCUACAGUAUCUCAUCCACGUCUAAGCCAUGAUGUAGUGUUAUUUUGUGUUUUGUGUUUAGUUUUUUUACAAAGAAAGAAAAGUGUUCACCUUCUCUGCAAUUUGAUUAGUUUGUAACACAGAGUCAAUUUUCCACUCAGCAGCACAAGAAGAUCUUGCUCAUUACUCUCCGGGGCUGUUAACAGUCGGUUUCACAGAUCAACAUCUAUCACGACCACUGGAAAGAAAACCCACUCCUCACUGCACUCAACGACACACACACACACACACACCACAUACACGCAAACAAGCGUGUCCUGCAGGGAGCAGUGACAGUUUGUUCAGGCCUUGAUGAAACGAUGACGAUAUAAUCAGUGAGAUGGUUUAGAUCCGGUAGCCUGGGUGUCCAUGUGCAUGAUGAUUAGCUCCCCAGUCUUCCUAGCCUGGCACUCCAGCGUACUAACACUGCUCCGGCUCAGCUCUGGUGGGAAUCGACUGUUUCUUCAGGGCUACAGUCUUUCAGCCUGUGGGUGUAUGUCAGUUUCUGCUGGCGAAAUUCUUAAGAAAUUGUCAACCUCCUUUUCUCUUUUGUUCUCUUUUUCCAAUUGUGUGCUGAAUCUCUCCUACACUGGUUCACUUAAGUAUCCUAUAGACCUGGAUGAAAUCCGAUCUUACGUUUUCAGGCACUGCAUCUUCUGGUGGCGCCGGUCCAUUCAGGCGAGGUGCCCUGGUGCGCUGGAGGGAAUCCAUGUUAGAUCAAGCCAUCGAUGAUUAGCAGGCUGUAAAUGAAUCGGUCAGAGUUUCCAUACUAGGAAAAACAAUAACUUAGAACAUAUUGUAGAAAAACGUUGCAAAGACCUGAUAGUCAAGGGAUUGAUGAUUUGCUCUGAUAGGGAUGAGUACAGCUUUAAGAAGCUGAAAGAAAAAUCUAGCAAUAAUUGUUUCACUGCAAAUCAUUCUGCCAGUUAGAUUGAUUCUAUGAUUAGUGUUUUUACAUUGAUGUGUUGCCGGGAGAGACUGGAGCUCUGGGAGAAUUUAAGAUGGCAGAUCCCAUCAGGUCCCAGUGGUUCUAUUUGGAAGGCAAACAUAGCUGGGGCAGAGUGGAACGGGAGGCGACUGGUUUAGAGAGUGCUGGCAAGUUUGUCGAGCCUGACGAGAGGAAUUAAGCAAUGAAGACUCAGAGAGAAUUCUGGGACUCCCCCACACACAUGUACACUGUUGUGGAGGUUUGUGACCUGUGUAUAAAUACCACAUAUUUCUGUUGCUCCAGGGCCCAUGUUGAACAGUCCACCUUCAUAUGUUUUCAAAAGUAGAUGUCUGUCUGUCCACUAGUGCAAAUAACACGAGUUCAGACAAAUAACUUCAAUUAAGUAAUUACAAAGGCUUUCAGUUUCAUGUAUUCGGGCCAGUCUCCUUGGGAGUGGAGCCUACAGGCAUACAUUAACACACACAUAUACACACACACACACACUCACACAGGCAUGACACACCAGGCCUGACUGACUGAUUCCACAAGCUAAUUCCAAGCAUGUCCAAUUACAGAAAGCUUCUAAGAACAUGAGUCUCUUGGAAGAUUCCUUCUUCCUCACAUUAGGACUAAAUAAGAGACUGUCAGAAGGGUAGAGAGAGGGAGAGGAAGAGAGAAGAGGAGAGGAAAAUACAAAUGGGAGAGAGGAGAGAGAAGAGGAAAGAGUGUGAUGGGGGACAGGAGAUGGCAGACAGGAGAAAAUAAGAGGAAACAUUAAAGCAGGGCUUCCAGUGGUGUGUGAAACAAACAAAUGGUGAAGCAAGUCAGUGAACCCAUAAAUGGGGAUGUAUGAGAAACAGCCAUGAAUCCUGUGAUUUUACUAUUUUCUUUGAAGGGCUAUGUAAAUCUUUGUUGCAAUAUAUUGUGCCCCAAUGUCUGUUUUUGUGUUCAUCCCAAGUAUUCUAACUAGUAGCAUAUUUAGAGUAACGAGGAGAGACACAGGGAUCAGACCCUGGAGGGAAUUUAUAAACGGAAAGCAGUUGAAGAAACUUAAUCAAAACUGAACCUUAAAAACCUGCAGGGCAGGGUACAGCAUCACUCGCUUCUUCCACUCCCUCGAGCUACUUUCCUGGGGGCCCUUUCAUCCUCCCUCUAACGAGACCCGAUUGGGUGUGCCUCAUCAUCUUCGUUCAAAGGUAGCACCUGGGCUGCAUUUAAGGACCCCAAUUUGCAGUCCUGAGGCAGGUGAGAUGGAGUUCAGGUAGAUAGAGAUAAAUAGAGCUAGAUAUCUGUAUUCAGAUUUGUGGUCAAAAGUGUUGACACCCUGGCCCUUUAUUCAAAUAAUGAACCACAUUUUUAUUUCUUUGGAUUGCAGUUGAACAAAUAUCCUAAAUCUUAGCUUUCUCCAUGAAGAUCUGUUUUAAUGGACCAUAUUAUUGGCACAUUCUAGAACUAGAAACACAUUCUAGAACUAGAAACAAUAGAUUUCAAUCAAUUCUCCUUUACUUUGGAACUGAACUUGGUGAGUUGCAGGUGCCCUUCAAUAUGAAAAUCUAUGAAUGAGCUUCCUGCACAAAAUCUCUUCCACUAUCCUUCUGGGAAAAUCUCAAUUUGCAAAAAACAACCCUGAACAUUCCACUAUCCUUCAGGGAAAAACUUCUUUAGAGCUUUUUGGUAAACCAGACUGUCUCUAAGCUUACAGAAAACAAAAUACCUUCCCCACAGUCAAACAUGUUCAGGGAGGUUUUGGGGUUGCCUUGCCUUCUCAUGAAUUGCGUGUGCAUGGCAUCAUGACACCAGGAGCAUACUGUGGCAUUUUGUUGAAAUAAUUGUUAGAAAGCUAGUUCUCCUUUAAAGGUCUUAGGUCUUCCAGCAGGAUAAUUACCCUAAACACUUCAAAAACCACAGAGGAUGGUUCAAUAAAAAUAAUAAACUAUUCUGAAGUUGUCAGCAAUGAGGCCAGAUCUAAAUCCUAUUGAAAACCGGUGGUGAGAUCUGUAAACAACAGUUGGGAGGCUCCCUUCAAAUCAAAUAAGUUUGCAAAAGCCAAGAGAGCAAACCUGCCAGCACAGAGGUGCAGGAAGCUCAUUCAAGCUCAUUCAUGGCUAUAGAAAGGGCUUUAUUGCAGUUAUUUUGGACAAAGGCUGUCCCUCCAAAUACUGAGUCUAGGGUGUCAACAAUUCUGUUAGUGCCAUUUAUGUUUUUCUCUGAUUUCAAAUGAUGUAUUAGGUUCUGAAUCAAAAACAAAGGUUCUGUAAUAUUAACAGUGAAUAGUGGACGCCUAAUACAUGGAUUCAUUUAAACGUAUCUUUAGAGACAAUGUCAUUCAA
This is a messenger RNA of Esox lucius (northern pike), 6056 nucleotides long. It is a transcript of the gene fgf11a, whose product is annotated as fibroblast growth factor 11a. Gene Ontology annotation, biological process: cell differentiation; positive regulation of cell population proliferation; positive regulation of protein phosphorylation. Gene Ontology annotation, molecular function: fibroblast growth factor receptor binding; growth factor activity. The record is from RefSeq and is a predicted model, not a curated record. The transcript is spliced from 6 exons. Gene Ontology annotation, cellular component: cytoplasm. NCBI's taxonomy places the organism in Eukaryota, Metazoa, Chordata, Actinopteri, Esociformes, Esocidae. Bases 1388 to 2137 code for a protein of 249 amino acids.